Dibothriocephalus latus is the source of this 210-nucleotide messenger RNA. Lineage: Eukaryota; Metazoa; Platyhelminthes; Cestoda; Diphyllobothriidea; Diphyllobothriidae. The record is from the annotation of a GenBank genome assembly.
AUCUUCUUCAAGAAGCACGAAAAGCUCAUAAAUAGCGCUAAACGCCGGCAGAAGGAUGCCAAGCAUCGCGACAUCUUUGAGAAGAUGUUCCCGGAGGUGAAGAAGAUUCGUGAAGACCAGGAGCGCAGCCAGACUGAUGGAGCCAAUGCUAAUGGCGCUGACUCUCAUGGUAUACUUGUAUUAACCUCCUUGUGCACGCCCGUACAGUAG